AUGGAUAAAAUAAACACUUUACCCUCAACACCUGGUAAACUCAAACCAGAAAAAUAUUACCCGCCUUACAAUAUCCAUCGCAUUAGAUUAUCAAAACUCACAGUAUACUCAUCAAUUUUCCUCGCUUUCAUCAUUUUCUUCUUCUUUCUCUCACCUCCUUCAUCUUCCCCUUCAUCGCUCCGUACUCUCAACCCAUGGGGCGGACCCGAUUGGGAAAAACGGGUCACCAAAUCCGCCCGUCGGAGCUCCGCUUCAUCUCUCACUGUUCUUGUCACCGGCGCUUCCGGUUUCGUCGGUACUCACGUCUCACUUGCUCUUAAACACCGCGGAGAUGGUGUCAUCGGUCUUGACAAUUUCAACCGCUAUUAUGACCCUAACCUCAAACGCGCUCGUCAGAAAGUACUCUCACGCGCCGGUGUUUUCGUCGUUGAAGGUGACAUCAACGAUGGUAAUCUACUCCGUAAACUCUUCGAUGUUGUUCCUUUCACGCACGUGAUGCAUCUUGCUGCUCAAGCUGGGGUUCGUUACGCUAUGCAAAACCCUAAUUCGUAUGUUCAUAGUAACGUUGCAGGUUUUGUUAGUCUUCUAGAAGCUUCUAAGUCUGCGAAUCCUCAACCUGCUAUUGUUUACGCUUCUUCCAGUUCGGUUUACGGGUUGAAUUCGAAGGUUCCGUUUUCGGAAAAGGAUCGGACUGAUCAACCGGCGAGUCUGUAUGCAGCUACGAAGAAAGCUGGUGAAGAAAUUGCGCAUGCUUAUAAUCAUAUCUAUGGUCUUUCCGUUACUGGUUUGCGUUUCUUCACUGUUUAUGGUCCUUGGGGUCGUCCUGAUAUGGCUUAUUUCUUUUUCACUAAGGAUAUUUUGAAAGGGAAACGGAUUACUGUGUUUGAAUCACCGGAUGGUGGAAGUGUUGCUAGAGAUUUUACCUACAUUGAUGAUAUUGUGAAGGGUUGUUUAGGGGCUUUGGAUACAGCUAAGAGAAGUACUGGUGUCGGUGGGAAGAAGAAGGGGAAUGCGCAGUAUAGGAUUUUUAAUUUGGGUAAUACUUCGCCGGUUCCGGUUACGGAGCUUGUUAAUAUAUUGGAGAAGCUUUUGAAUGUGAAGGUAAAGAGGAAGGUGAUGCCGAUGCCGAGAAAUGGUGAUGUUAAGUUUACUCAUGCUAAUAUAAGCAGGGCGCAAAAGGAGCUUGGUUACAUGCCUACUACUGAUUUGGAGGGUGGACUCAAGAAAUUUGUGAGGUGGUACCUUGACUUUUACUCUCCUUUAAAAAACAAAGGUGUUUGGUGA
Messenger RNA from Lathyrus sativus (Indian pea), 1284 nucleotides. The record is from the annotation of a GenBank genome assembly. Lineage: Eukaryota; Viridiplantae; Streptophyta; Magnoliopsida; Fabales; Fabaceae.